Molecule: messenger RNA, 2939 nt
Organism: Cornus florida
Lineage: Eukaryota; Viridiplantae; Streptophyta; Magnoliopsida; Cornales; Cornaceae
Product: ethylene receptor
Exons: 7
Coding region: 250-2481 (743 amino acids)
Biological process (GO): phosphorelay signal transduction system; response to ethylene; phosphorylation
Cellular component (GO): endoplasmic reticulum; endoplasmic reticulum membrane
Molecular function (GO): phosphorelay sensor kinase activity; ethylene binding; ethylene receptor activity
Source: RefSeq, a predicted model, not a curated record
GUAAUUUAUUUUCCCGAGUACAAAUGUGUGAAAAGAUAUGUUUUCGUUUAGAAAUAAAUUUCCAAAAUGAUCACUUUACCAAUUUCAUUCGGAGAUCCAGGUCUCUCUCUCUUUCUGAUUGUGAUUGAAGCUGCCCUCGAUUCGCCAACAACUGAACUUAGGUUGCAAUUCCAUACCAACAUCGACUAAAAACCCUAACUCAGCUGUGGUAUGUAAAGAGAGAGUAUUGACUAAGGAGUUUUAGUUACUAUGGAGGGCUGCAACUGCAUUGAGCAAUUUGAGCCGCAAUGGCCAUCUGAUGAACUAUUGAUGAAAUAUCAAUAUAUUUCAGAUUUCUUUAUUGCGCUUGCUUAUUUUUCUAUACCACUGGAGCUCAUCUACUUUGUAAAGAAAUCUGCCGUGUUCCCGUAUAGAUGGGUGCUUGUGCAGUUUGGUGCUUUCAUUGUUCUAUGUGGAGCGACGCAUCUUAUCAAUUUAUGGACCUUUAGCGUGCACUCAAGAACUGUGGUAAUAGUCAUGACUAUUGCGAAGGUUUUGACUGCUGCAGUGUCAUGUGCAACGGCUCUUAUGCUAGUGCACAUUAUUCCUGAUUUAUUAAGUGUUAAAACUAGGGAAUUAUUUUUGAAAAACAAGGCUGCAGAACUUGAUCGAGAAAUGGGCCUUAUCCGUACACAGGAAGAGACAGGUCGACAUGUUAGAAUGCUAACUCAUGAGAUCAGAAGCACUCUUGAUAGGCAUACAAUACUGAAAACUACUCUUGUUGAGUUGGGUAGAACAUUGGCACUGGAAGAGUGUGCGUUAUGGAUGCCGACACGUACUGGGUUAGAGCUUCAACUUUCCUACACUCUUCAUCAUCAGAAUCCUGUAGGAUUUACUGUACCCAUUCAGCUUCCAGUAAUCAAUCAAGUAUUCAAUACCAACCGUGCAGUAAAAAUAUCUCCGAAUUGUCCAGUGGCAAGACUACGACAGCUAGCAGGAAGGUACAUGCCUGGGGAGGUUGUUGCUGUGCGUGUACCGCUUCUUCAUCUCUCUAAUUUCCAAAUUAAUGACUGGCCAGAGCUUUCAACGAGACGCUAUGCUUUGAUGGUUUUAAUGCUUCCCUCAGAUAGUGCACGGCAAUGGCAUGUCCAUGAGUUGGAACUUGUUGAAGUAGUUGCUGAUCAGGUGGCAGUUGCUCUUUCACAUGCUGCAAUCUUAGAAGAGUCAAUGAGAGCAAGGGAUCUUCUUAUGGAACAGAAUGUUGCACUUGAUCUGGCCAGGAGAGAAGCAGAGACAGCUGUUCAUGCUCGCAAUGAUUUCUUGGCUGUUAUGAACCACGAAAUGAGAACUCCUAUGCAUGCCAUUAUUGCACUCUCUUCAUUAUUGCAAGAGACUGAGCUGACACCUGAGCAACGUUUGAUGGUUGAAACAAUCCUAAAGAGCAGUAACCUUUUAGCUACGCUCAUAAAUGAUGUGUUAGAUCUUUCAAGGCUUGAAGAUGGUAGCUUUCAACUCGACAUUGGAACUUUUAACCUACAUGCGCUCUUCAGGGAGGUCCUUAACUUGAUAAAGCCUAUUGCAUCUGUCAAAAAGUUGUUUAUUUCAUUGAGUGUAGCUCCAGAUCUGCCGGAGUAUGCUGUUGGCGAUGACAAACGACUUAUUCAAGUUAUUUUAAAUGUCGUUGGCAAUGCUAUCAAGUUCUCAAAAGAGGGCAGUAUCUCAAUUUCAGCUUCUGUUGCGAAAUCAGAAUCUUUAAGAGAUCCCCACGCUCCUGACUUUUUUCCAGUACCAAGUGAUAAUCACUUUUAUAUGCGUGUACAGGUAAAAGAUUCAGGAUCAGGAAUCAACCCGCAAGAUAUUCGUAAAUUAUUUACCAAGUUUGAACAAUGUCAAUCACCAGCAACCAGAAAUUCUGGCAGUGGACUUGGCCUUGCAAUUUGCAAGAGAUUUGUAAAUCUCAUGAAGGGGUAUAUUUGGAUUGAAAGUGAAGGUCUUGGCAAGGGAUGUACUGCUGUAUUUAUCGUGAAACUGGGAUUCGCUGAGCGGUCAAAUGAAUUGAAGCUCCCUUUUGCACCUAAGCUGCCAGCAAAUCAUAGACAGACUAAUUUUCCGGGACUCAAAGUUCUUCUUGUGGAUGAUAAUGGGGUUAGUAGGAGUGUGACCAAGGGUCUUCUUGUGCACCUAGGAUGUGACGUAUUGACUGUCAACUCCAGGGAUGAGUGCUUGCGGGUAGUUUCUCAGGAACACAGGGUGGUGCUCAUGGAUAUAUCUAUACCUGGUGUAGGAGGUUAUGAAGUUGCUGUCCGAAUACAUGAAAAAUUCGCAAAUCGUCACGACAGGCCGCUGAUAGUAGCACUUACAGGAAAUACAGACAGGACAACAAAGGAGAACUGCUUAAGGGUUGGUAUGGAUGGAGUUAUGGUAAAACCUGUUUCAGUUGAUGAAAUGAGGAGAAUUCUGUCAGAGCUCUUGGAGCAUCGGGUUCUACUUGAAGCCCAAUAAUCUUUAAGAAAAUACUUACACCAGAAGACUCUUGUUGAAAAAAAGAAAAGAAAAGGCAGCUAUGUAAAAGCUUCAGUAGAGCUUCUUGUACAUACAACAAGGCGAUGUAGCAAGAUGAUGGAAGAUGGACAUGUAAUGCUCUGAUAAUUUGGCAUGGCAAUAGCAGGUUUACAAAUCCUUCUUGUACAACCUGUUGCUCUAUGUGCUUACUGGAAAAGGAAGCUAUAAGCGGGCCAUAGAAGUUGGAAAACACUCGUGCUUUGAAACUAAGUUGUGUAUUGUGAUAUGGUGGUGACUUUGUUACUUUGCUUCAAUAAUGUUGUCUUACAUUUGAAUCUUUGUACGUGCAUGAGAAUUGGAGGUUGGUGUUUUGACUUAAAAAGACCCCUCCCCUUUACCUGAAAAUGUUGAAAAUUUUGAAAUAUCCAAUGGUUAUGCAGAUUUUGUUCAAUUUUUCA